AUGACUUCAAUCAAAGUUCAAUCUCAAUUGAGCGAGCGGUGGAAUAUCGGAGAGAAUGUCGAUAAUUUCGAAGCAAGAUACGCGAUGCCGUACUCGGGAAACCGCUCGCUUGGAUCUUCAAUUGCAUCUGGAGCCCACGAUGAGCUUGCCACCGAUUUCAAUAUUGCUAGCGAUAGCAUUAAAAUGGUUCUUCCAACCUCCCUUUACAUGGCUGGGUUUGCGAUAGGUCCUGUUAUUUUCGGUCCCUUGAGUGAACACUUUGGCCGGAAGCCUGUGCUAGUAGCAACAUACUCAAUCUAUCUCAUUUUCAUGAUGGCAUGCGCAUUGGCACCGACAUUCCCGGCGCUUCUUGUCUUUCGAUUCUUCUGUGGAUUGGGAGGAUCAGCACCAAAUGCUGUGCUGGGUGGCCUUUUCUCGGACAUCUACGAAAAUCCUCAUCACCGUGGGCUAGCAAUGUCAUGGUUCAUGUUUGCUACCACCUUCCCGCCUCUUUUGGGUCCAAUCAUUUCGGGUUUCAUCUCUACCAUCACAUGGAGAUGGACUUUCUGGGCAGGCCUGAUCAUCGCUGCCCCUGGUUUCCCUCUUCUGGUUACCAUGCCCGAGACGUAUGUGCCGGUCUUGCGCCGGAGGAGUGAAAGAGAUGAUGAGAAAGCAGGAUAUAUUGAGAAGUCUUCGGAUCAUGGUGCAAAGUCUUUCUCCAGCGAGAUGCGCGUCAUUCUUGGUCGACCUUUCCUCAUGUUCACACGAGAGCCGAUUGUCUUCUGUUGCUCGUUGUACCUCGCCCUUAUCUAUUCUAUCUUGUACCUGUACUUCCAGGCAUACCCCAUCAUUUUCCAAGAUCUAUAUGGCCUAUCAGCAGGUAUAGGCGGGCUAGCCUUCCUUCCAAUCCUCCCUGGAUCAAUCCUCGCAUUCGUCGUCUUCUUCCUAUACAGUGGAUACCACAGCAAAGCUCUAGCCGCCGGCCACAGCUGGGCAAAAUCAGAAGAGUACCGCCGCCUUCCCUUAGCCUGCGUCGGAGCCCCAGGAAUCCCAAUUGCUCUUUUCUGGCUCGGCUGGUCCGCAAAGCUCUCCAUCAAUCCCGUCAUGCCCAUGAUGUCAGGGAUCUUUUUCGGAUUCGGCUACCUUCUCAUCUUCAUCGCGUUACUUAAUUACCUCACGGACGCGUAUAAGCAAUUCUCCGCCUCGGCUUCUGCAGCCGCGAGUACCUUGCGGUCCUCCUUUGCCAUCUUCCUUCCCAUGGCUGCGAAUCCCAUGUAUACCAAGUUGGGCAUCGACUGGGCGAAUUCGCUGCUCGGAUUCUUUUCGAUAGCGAUUGCUGUUGUUCCGUUUGUUUUUAUUAAGUAUGGUGCUUGGAUUCGGGCGAAUAGCAAAUUCGCCCAGCAGGCCCAAUAG
This is a messenger RNA of Penicillium pulvis, 1392 nucleotides long. RefSeq names its product MFS transporter. Bases 1 to 1392 code for a protein of 463 amino acids. Lineage: Eukaryota; Fungi; Ascomycota; Eurotiomycetes; Eurotiales; Aspergillaceae. Gene Ontology annotation, biological process: transmembrane transport. Gene Ontology annotation, molecular function: transmembrane transporter activity. The record is from RefSeq and is a predicted model, not a curated record. The transcript is spliced from 5 exons.